GCUAUAAUGACGUUGAUGCGGCUGCUCUGGUCACGUGACAUCAACAUGGCUGCGCGCAUGUGAAAGUCAUGCUACAUCUUGUCGGGAUCACUACGCGUUGUUGGGUUUUUUUAAAUAACAAUUUAUGAACAAUCACAAUAGAGCAGUCUAAUAGUAGCGUUUACAGAUAUUUUAUUUAUAGAUACAUUUACUGAUUUACUAAUAUGGAACCCGACGGACAGCUACGGAAUCUUCGCGACUUCCUCUUGGUUUAUAAUCGAAUGACGGAAAUUUGCUUCCAGAGAUGCACGAACAAUUUCAACUACAGAACCCUUACAAUGGAUGAAGAGCGUUGUGUGGACAACUGUGCUGGCAAACUAAUCCGUUCCAACCAUCGCCUCAUGGGCACAUAUGUAAAACUGAUGCCAGCUAUGGUCCAAAAGCGAAUGGAGGAGUUGGAGAGCAAAGCUGCUGAAGCAGCAAAGGCAACCGAAGCCAUAGGCCCAGUCGAGCCUCACACUGGAGGUUUAAAUUUGUCUGUAGCCCCAUCUACAGACAUAACAUCUACUCUUGCUAAACCUGCACCAGAUGGGCUGACACCUGCAUCUGCUGCAGAAGUGUCAGGAACAGCAUCUAUCACAAUCUUAUCUGCACCAUCACCAUCUACAAAUGAGGCAUUUGUUUCACCCAUCCCUGUUACAGAAAGUGCACACAAAUGUUCAACUGAGCAUCCAUCAAAGCAUGCAUCCUUAGACCUGACUUCUCCACUUUUAGAGGGACUGCAUGUCUCUACACCUCCUGCAAAACCUAGUGUACAAACACAAGAGUCCUUCCCCAGUGCUUCAUCAGGCAUUGCUUUAAAAAAUGUAGAUGUAAACCACAUUGGUAUAGUGAACAGCAGCAUAUCACCACCAGCCUCAGCCCAUCAAUUUACUGGGGGAGAAAGACCAUCUUAAUUUUAGUUUAUUAAUAUAUAGGGACAACUUUUAUUGAUCAUAGCUGUUAUAUCAAAACAUGUACUUAGUAGAAUGACCAGUAUGAAAACUAUUGAUUUUCAUAUUGUCUUGAGGGACGUUGAUAUUUCCAAUUCCUAUUGAUAGCAGGCGCAGAGGCAACAAAAUAUGACCGUCAUAUAUGAAUGACAACUAUGUUUAAUUCAUUUUUCUGUUCAUGUCCAAAUUUGGGAAGUAAAUGUGAUUAUGUGACUGAAAAGACAAGCAACUGGGAAAAGGUGUUGUAAUGGUGUUUAGAUGGGUAGAACAAGUAAACUUUUGAGUAAAAAAAUAAAAUGUGUAAAUCCUC
Molecule: messenger RNA, 1281 nt
Organism: Silurus meridionalis
Lineage: Eukaryota; Metazoa; Chordata; Actinopteri; Siluriformes; Siluridae
Gene: timm10b
Product: translocase of inner mitochondrial membrane 10 homolog B (yeast)
Exons: 3
Coding region: 204-935 (243 amino acids)
Cellular component (GO): mitochondrial intermembrane space chaperone complex
Source: RefSeq, a predicted model, not a curated record